Molecule: messenger RNA, 1029 nt
Organism: Peronospora farinosa
Lineage: Eukaryota; Oomycota; Peronosporomycetes; Peronosporales; Peronosporaceae
Source: the annotation of a GenBank genome assembly
AUGAUGCCUCGUGUUGUACUACAGAUUAAGCCAUACACAAGAUCAAUGAGCGUCGAGGCGAUUGUGGCGAUAUUGGCGACGAUGUCGGGAAUUAGGAGUGUGCACUUGAUACCAGACAGCUCCGCACUUUUCUUUUCGACCGAAUCUUCGUCGGAAAAUGGAGCAUUGGUGACCGAUUGUAGCUCAGGAGCUACCCCAUCAUUGCAUCGUGUUAUCGUGCGUGGAGAUAAAUCGUUGGACCCAGACAUUUUUCUGACACCGCUGAGAAGUCUCAAUGUUGCUGAGAUUAAUGUAAUUGAACAAACGUCAACGGAAUGGACGCGAAAAGAAGUAGUGCUACGGGUGCCUGAUAUGAUGUGUCCUGGAAACUGCGGUUCAUCGGUGCUCAACGCAGUGCGGGUAGUGGACGAGGUGGAAGCCGCCAGGUUACGCUUUGAGCAUCGUCAAGUCGUUAUACGCGGAGAUAUGAACGUCGAUGAUCUCUGUGCGGCCGUACUAGACGUUGGUUUCGACUCGGAAGUUGAUGCAGAAACUCCACUACCUCGUCGAUUUCGUUUCCGCGUGGAUGAUCUGAGUGACGUGGGAUUCAACGGUGUGAAGCUAGAAGAAGCCUUGAGAGCUGUUGAGGGCGUUGAGAAUCUCGUGCUACUUACAGAUCGCGUUGAAGUUCUAGUGGUAGCUAUGCUGUUGGACCCCACUCCGCUUGUGAAAGCUGCUGGGCGUAUUGGAUUUAAGAUGCUUGAGCUGUCCGAAGAAGCCUGGGGAAUACCGGUGGAAGUGGUGCCAUCACCUCUUGUACCUUCGACUCAUGAAGAGGCCAAUACAAAAGAGUACCAGGAGAAUCACAAGUGUAAUAUGCGUAUUUGCCCGCAAAUUGGUUGUCCAAGGUACAUGACGACUGUUGCUCAUACUGCAGCAUUAGCUGUUGGCUGGGCUGUACCAGGCUGUGGGAUGUACUCUGGAGGAGAAUGUACAUGCGGAGAUGAUUGCAAGUGCGAGGGCUGCCCCGAGCAUAAUCCUGCAUCUUGA